Messenger RNA from Carcharodon carcharias (great white shark), 2871 nucleotides. It is a transcript of the gene cmtr2, whose product is annotated as cap methyltransferase 2. Bases 23 to 2368 code for a protein of 781 amino acids. Lineage: Eukaryota; Metazoa; Chordata; Chondrichthyes; Lamniformes; Lamnidae. Gene Ontology annotation, biological process: 7-methylguanosine mRNA capping. Gene Ontology annotation, molecular function: methyltransferase cap1 activity. The record is from RefSeq and is a predicted model, not a curated record. Gene Ontology annotation, cellular component: cytoplasm; nucleus. The transcript has 2 exons.
ACACACGGACCCAAUAAUUAACAUGAGCCGGAAGCCGCCCCUGCCGGUGUCUGGGUGGCGGAGGCUUGGUACAUUGGACCGAGGAUCCAGUAAGAUGAAGAGGUAUACAAGUCGAAAACGGCCCCAUGUGGAGCACAUAGUGGAUCUGUCUGAGCCAAGCCUUCCUGUUCCUGAUGAGAUCAAGGAGCUUUUCAACAAAAAGUUCACCUUUCAAAAGCCGGCUGUCAAGGCCUGGUGCCUGCCUGAUGUUGCUGAGGUUCGGACAGGGAAGUGGCGGCAGCGCCCGAGGCUGCAGGCUCUGAAGGAAUCCCUCAACAAUGUGAAGAACCAACUGAGUGACAAAGAACUGGAGAAGUGGCAUGAGCACACCGCUUUCACUAACCGGGCAGGGAAGGUCAUCCCACAUGUCAGGAGGACAAUGAACGCUGAAUUGUGCACGCAGGCCUGGUGCAAGUUUCACGAGAUCCUGUGCACAUUUCCCUUGCUCCCGGAGGAGGCACUCGAGAACGGGGAGCUGAACUCUGUGCAUCUCUGUGAGGCUCCUGGGGCAUUCAUUGCCAGCCUGAACCACUACCUCAAGUCCCAUCACAUCCCGUGUGAUUGGAGUUGGGUAGCCAACACCCUGAACCCCUACCAUGAAGGCAAUGAGACGGGAAUGAUGAUAAUGGAUGAUCGACUCAUUGCAGGCACGCUGCUUUGGUGGUAUUUUGGCCCUGAUGAUACCGGGGACAUCAUGGCCUACAAGUAUCUCAAAGGGCUAGUGGAAUUCACCCAGAACAUGAAGAAGGUCCACCUGGUGACAGCAGAUGGGAGCUUUGACUGCCAGGACAACCCUGGAGAGCAGGAAGCUCUGGUGUCCCCUUUACACUACUGUGAGACCAUCACGGCCUUAAUGCUCCUCAGCCCUAAAGGCUCCUUUGUGUUGAAGAUGUUCACCUUGUUUGAGCGCUCCUCGGCCUGCCUGCUCUACCUGCUGAACUGCUGCUUCCGGCAGGUCCAUGUCUUCAAGCCAGGCACCAGCAAGUCGGGAAACUCUGAAGUCUAUGCAGUUUGUCUCGACUAUGCGGGCAAGGAUGCCUUGGGAGACCACCUUGAUCAGCUGGUGCUGAACUUUGGACCAGAUGUAGUCCGGAAUGCUUGGUUCACCAAGGCUGUUGUUCCGGAGUCGUUCUUGGAGCAGUUGGAGGAAUGCUGCUCUUUCUUCCACAAGCGGCAGACUGAAACCAUCUGGGAGAACCUCCGACUAUUUGGGGAGAUGAGCAUGGAGGAUGUCAGGCAGCUGGAUGCCAAGCGGGACUGCGCUGCCAAAUUCUACCUGCAAAAGUUCCAACUGCGCCGCGUGGCUCGUGAUGACUGGAUAGUGAAGAGGUCGCAGGCCAGCUGCAGCCGCCUCUCCGCUUACAAGAAGAAGAAACACCAUUCUGGCUCAUAUAACGACAGGCAGGAGCUGGCCAGCCUGGCCUGGCAGGAGAGAAUGCGCAAGAGCUGUCUCGGCCCUGAGAUAGAGCAGCACUGUCUGGCCACCCAGGAGGCUGACUCUGCCCUGAAGUGCGUAGAGGGUUGUGCCGACGACCACUUCUGGUACAUUUUGGAAGGCAGGCGACUGAGCAGGCUGGCCAGCUCUCCGUUCUGCGAUGUGGAGCUGCUGCAGAUUAUGGCGGAGGCGAUGCAGGAGUGCAGGACAGCAAAUAGGGAGGUUGUGCUCCAAUGCAACUCCUGCAGACUUUUUUCUGAAGAUCUGGUGUUGUCUGAACUCGCCGCCUUUGUGGCGGAGCAACAAGAGGAAUUGUGUGUCCAUGAUGGCGAGCCAGUGGAUUGCCUUGUGAUUGGAAGCCCUGAAGUCUUCUCCCACCUGAAGCAGUCCAGCAAUAUCCGGCUCUUGCCCUGUGAGGCUGUGCCCCCACCACCCAAUCAGUGUACCAUGUGUCAUGAUGGAGAGCUCAGGUACCAGCAAUGGCUGCUUGGUGCUGUGCUCCAUGCUGUGACAAACUGUAGCGAAGGUGGCGCACUCGUUCUCCCCAUCCUCUCAUCCUUCACCCGCUUUACAGCCGACCUGAUAUUCGUGCUGCAGCACUGCUUCCGAGCUCUGGACUUUGUUUGCCCCACCUCGUCGGAUGCGCUGGGAACCCUCGCUAUCUUACUAUGCGCUGGUUUUCGCCGUCCAUCAGAGACAGUCUUGGUGUUUUUGGAGAAGCUGAGCAAGCACGUGUGUCAGCUGCAGGAGUCAGAAUCAGAGCAGCCCCUGCAGGUCCUGCAGUUUGUGCCCAUGGAUCUCUUGCUGAGGGGAACUCUGCUGGAGUUCCUCAGCAGGCUCAAUACCGCCAUCGCAAAGCAGAGGCUUCACCUGCUCAUCCAGGUCACAACAUAACCAGCGAUGUCACAUCAGAAACUGUAUGGCAUUGUCCAAUCAACUGGAGUCACACCAAGUGCUGUCCAAUCAGCAGGCACAAAGGUUGCAGCAGCAUUUACAGCAAUUUGAUAGCUCCCAAGUACAGAGAUUCACCUGAAAGAAUUAGACCUGCUCUGCGUGAAUGGUGGAAGGAGUGAGUACUUGACAUAGUCCAUCAAGGUUCAUCUCUCCAUCUGAAUUUAAUCAUGGCCCCAAGCAAGGGGCUCAGAUAAUCGGACUGCCAGGGGAAAGUUUGAACAAUGUCGUUUCGCGCCUCCGAUGAGCUUGGUGCCUUGCAGUCACUUUGGGAAAUUUGUCUAAGGUGGUACAGAUUGUGGGAUUGUUGGUGACAGAGCUGACUGGAGGCAGUGUUACCCAGUGAUGAGUCAACUCGCAGACACUUAAUCCUACCUCUCCCUGGACCAUGACCCCACCACUGAACAUCAAGCCAUUGUUUCCAGGACUGUCACUUGAAAGGAGUG